AACUGAAGCAGUUGCCCAGUUCCAAGCUGGCAAUCGAGCGAAACACAAUGCGAACAUUGGCGAAGCGGAACAUUUUAUCGCUGCUGCUGGGGCUGCACUUGGUCGUCGCCUCGCUGACCUUGGAGCAGCUGCAAUCGGAAUUGCAAUUGGAAUCGGAGUCGGGGUCGGAAACAUCGUCGUCGCAUCGUCGCGUGAAGCGCAUUGUGGGUGGCAAAAGUGCAAAGCCACCGCCCGUUGAUGAUCCGGUUGUAUUUGCACGCGUCUUCAAUCGCGAUACCCGGAUUGAGGGCUACCGGAAUCCCAACACGGGCAUCUACAGCUUUUUGGGCAUACACUACGCUGAGCCGCCGGUGGGUGAGCUGCGAUAUUCGCGUCCCGUCUACAAGCGCCUAAGCGGGGAUAUAAAUGCCACUCGGCAUGGCUCACCCUGCAUACAGCCGCAUCCGCAGCAGCCGAGGCGCAUCAUCGGCGAUGAGAAUUGCCUGCUGGUGAACGUGUACACGCCGCAGAUGCCGGAUGAGACGACGGGAUUGCCGGUAUUUGUAUGGAUACAUCCGGGUGGCUUUCGUUACGGUUCCGCUGCUCAAUACGAUGCCACGCCCAUGGCCCAACAGGGCGCUAUUGUCGUGGCACCUCAGUAUCGACUCGGCUCGCUGGGCAUCUUGGGCGAUGGCACCAAGGAGUUUGACGGAAAUCUGGCCAUGUUCGAUCUGGCUGCCGCGUUGCGUUGGGUCACCGACUAUAUCGCCAACUUUGGCGGCAAUCCCAAGCAGGUGCAGGCCAUUGGACAUGGUUCUGGCGCCGCCAGUGCCAUGUACUUGUCCAUGUCGCGGGCGGCGCGCAGCGGUGGAGAUGUCCACGGUGUAGUGGCCAUGUCGGGCACAGCCUUGUCGCAGUAUGCCAUGGAUCAGGAGCCGGUGCAGAGUGUGCAGGAGGUGGCCAAGAUCAACAACUGUCCCACUGGCAAUGAACUGGAAAUUGUUAACUGUAUGCGAGCGAAAUCCGCUGAGGAGAUCAUUCAGAACGAUGCCAAGGUGCAAACGGAGCGUCUGGCAGGGCGAGCUUUGGUCAAGGGUCUUACUGGCAACACGGGCUUCCAGCCACACAUCGAGGCGGAGGACGAUUACCGUUCGUUGCCCAGUUUGCUGAUCGGUGAGCCGGAGCAGCAACUGCGCAGCGGCAACUACACGGGCAUACCGCUGCUGACGGGCGUGACCAAGCACGAGACGGCCAACUCUGUGACGGUGGAUACGUUGAAUAAGGUUUUCGGUUCGGUCGAGCAGUUUCUGGGCUCGCUGCAGGGCGCACUGAAGCAGCUGACCGGCUUCCUGCGCAUCGAUAAGCUGACUGGUGACAUUGCCAAGCCGGUGCUGCCGGGUCUGACCAACGUGUUGACGCCCACGCUGCAGGAUGUGUGGAAGGUGCCGCAAGCACUGAACCUGGAUCAGGUGCUGGCCAAGGUGGUGGAGUCCACCACAGACGUGCUGUUCAAUUUGCCCGCGGUGCUGACCACACAGGUGUGGUCCAAACUGGCGCCCGCCUACAUGUACAGCUUCGAGUACAAUGGCACCAAGUCGAAGGGAAUUAACUUUUUGCGUGGUCUGCCCAUUGUGUCGGAGCAGGCGCAGGAUAAGCCGGAGCUGGUGGCCCAUGGCGAUGAGCUAGGCUACAUGUUCGAUGCGAAUGAUAUAUUCGGCGAGCCGUUGCCGGAGACGCGUCUCACCAGCGACGAUGAUCUGCUGGUGCGCAAGAAUCUCAUCGAUAUGCUGCUGCAGUUCGCCAAGCAGGGUGAGAAGAAGGACGGCGCUGUGACCUCCAAGCUGUUCCAGAGCAUCACGGGCGGCGGCACGCCCUUCAUCAAGGUGGAUACCCAACUGGAGGCGGCCUCCGAUUUCCGCUUCUGUGAGCUGUCCGUGCUGGGCGCCUCGCUGUCACCGCUUACCUCCACGAGCUGCGCCGCGCUGGGCGGACUGCUGGGCCAGCUGGCUGGCGGCGUGGGACAGACGGUGGGCGGCGUGGGACAGACGGUGGGCGGCGUGGGAAAUAAGCUGGGCCUGGGCGGCGUAGGACAAACCCUAGGCCUGGGCGGCGGCAACAACAACAACAACAGACGUGGCGGAGGCUUGGGCUUGGGCUUGCUCUAAGUUUUUCAUGUAUAUCUGGUUUGGGUUGGGGGCGCGGCCGUAUUGCAUAUUGAAUAAAGCCGUCGGUAUUGAUAUAA
This is a messenger RNA of Drosophila montana, 2221 nucleotides long. RefSeq names its product liver carboxylesterase 1. The transcript has 2 exons. The coding region runs from base 48 to 2144 and encodes 698 amino acids. Lineage: Eukaryota; Metazoa; Arthropoda; Insecta; Diptera; Drosophilidae. The record is from RefSeq and is a predicted model, not a curated record.